Paramuricea clavata is the source of this 3128-nucleotide messenger RNA. NCBI's taxonomy places the organism in Eukaryota, Metazoa, Cnidaria, Anthozoa, Malacalcyonacea, Plexauridae. The record is from the annotation of a GenBank genome assembly.
AUGGAAGAUGUUGAAGAGAAACUUAAAGUUCGUGGAGAAUCAACUAAGCAAAUUGUCUUGCCUCAUUGCACAUGGGACAAGUUCGGCGACAUUAUGGCCAAUACCGGAGGAAGAUGCAUGGGUUUGUUUGACAAAAUCGUUUCGUUUUUGCAACCAUGAACAUGUACUCUUCAAACAAGAUGCAAGUGUCUGACACUAAGGAGUACCAAGAUUUUUUGCAAAUGUACACUGGAAAAACAAAAUGUCGAGAAACAGGUAAUAUUGUAAAACUUUUGCAAUAUUUUACAAUGUGAGCUUCAUUAAUUCAUUAAUGCAAUUUUGUAAUAUAAUAAAUUUCCAUGUCGUUAUUACAUUUAGCCAGCAGACCUUUGGCCGCAUUUCUGGGGGCCAGUCAACAUUGUAUGCUUUUUUUGUAUUUUUGAGUGAGUCGUCUUAGCAACACAAAAUUCCCAUUGGCUGGAUAGCCGCUUUAUUUCACAGGUUAAUAUAAUAAUGGUAGUAUGGCUACCCUCGAAGGGAGUGCGCUUGUUCAGCAUUGUAUUUUGAAACCUUUAGAUUUUUUAAGACAAAGGGGUUACAACAUUUUUUUAAACUGUGAACAACGCCAAGCAAUUAUCCAAUUUUUUGGAAAUCGCAAUGUAAUUGCAAUUUUGCCCACAGGUUUUGGAAAAUCUAUCAUUUUAAUUAAUACAUUGUGUAUGUGUUGCACAAGAUGAGUGGUUAAUAUGUGAAAAUGAAUGUGGUUGUUCUGUUCUUAUUGUAUCUCCUUUGCGAAGCAUAAAUCCAUAAUAGAAGAUCAAACAGCCUUUUUACUAUCGUUUAUAAUUACAUUGCAAAGGAAUUGGCUAAUAAAUCAACUGCAGACAUCAUAAAAUCGCGACCACAAGUUCUCACGCUAUUUUUAAUUUCUCGCUAUUUAUAACCCACACUGUGAUUGGUUCUCUUAAAUAAACAACUUUGUCGGCGUAAUACCAAAGACCAUAGAAUGUUGGCUGGCUGUCAUAGGUGUCGAAAGAUUGAUAAGUGGGGGGGACCAUAUUCAUAUUAAUUUCUUUUGAAAUCGAUUGUUUUUAAGGUCUGUGAACACAAAUAUAUAAUGAAUAUGGUCCCCCCCCCCCACUUAUCGAUCUUUCGAUGCCUAUGCUGGCCGUAUUUCACUCUGGUCCGCCCUCAAGCUCCCUCAGAAAUAUAGCCAAAGCUCUCCUGCCUAUAUUACAUUAUUCAUACUUAAUUCUUAAAAUACUACUUUAUUAAGCUUCAUCACUGGGGUUAAUCUGCAUACAGUGCUUCUACAAUAGAUCUAGCUAUAGGCUAUUUAACAGUUAUUCCAUGAACGAGUCAAAUAUCAUAUCAUAUUCAACGAGAGUGAGAGGAAUAACUGUUUUAUUAUAUCACAAGGUCUGAAUUCACAGACUUUGCUUUUCGGAUAUUUUCAAUAUUUUUCUAUUUUGUUUGUGUUUUUAUCUUCCGUCUUUCAGACGAUUAUUUUUUCAAAAAUAUAUAUUUUUAACCAUUUUAAAUUUUAAAAAUUCAUUUGCUAACCUGUAAACAAUUUGUGGGAGUUUUUUCGUUGUGUUUUUAAUCCUGUGAAGGCUAUAAAAAGCGAACAACUUGCCGUUUUCUCAUUCGCAAACUUCGGAAAUUCAGUUUCAGCCGCUAUUUUGUUUUUCGCUACUAGUCUACCAGGAUAUGAGCUAAUAUCCUGCUAGUAGAGAACCAAUCACAUUACAGAAUACCUCAUAUCCAGACCAUGUGUAUACAAUAAUUGUAUUUAUUACCCAGAUGAUUCCGCGUUCAUAAUGCACCUAGCAUACUCUUGUUCAUUCUACCAUAUAGGAAACCUGUGACAAUUGACCAGGAAUCCUGGUUAAAUUUAACCAGGAUUGCACUAGGAAUAUUAGGUUACCCCAAACAACAAGAUUAACCAGAAAAUGUUUUAACCAGGGUGUUUUAUACCAUAUAUUUAUGUGUAUAUCUUUCAUGCAUCGCGCCACUGUGGUCAGGGUUAAAGCAGAAAUAAUUGUUCUUUAAUAUUCCUACACUAUAAAAAAAUCCAGGUUAAAAAAAAUCCUGGUUAACUUUUAAUUAACAUUAUUUGGCCUGUUUGAUGGUAACAUCAUGUUGUUCGUUAAUUCAUUGUGACUCUCAUCCUUGAAUUGAUUAUAGUCCUGACUAAUUCAACCACGAUUCUUAAUUAACUUAAUCACCCUAUUUUAUUUUAACCACACUUCAUUUUAGCAUUGAUGGUAACCACGCAUUCUGCAUGGGUUAAUAAUCCACUUAGCAAAGCAUGGUUAAUUGAACUAUAUAGAAUGUUUACAAUAACCAGCAAACUUGGUUUUGUAAAAAAUUAAGCAGGGCUGUGGUUAAAUUAACCAUGUAAUUGCACCUUGAACAGUAAAUUCCCCUAAAUAGUCUUGAUUUUAGGUUAACCAGGAAAUGAAUUGAGCACGUUCACACCGGCGAUUUGAGGUGCAAUUUUCUUCUUUUCAUGGAUGUGAACGAGUAUACAGUACAUGACUUAUAAAUGUUCUUACCAUACUGUAUGUGCUCCUUGAACAUCCUUAACUUACAGACUCAAUCCCAACACGAAAAUCGCACCUUAAAUUGCCACCACAAUCGCCCAUGUAAAUGAGCUUCAAAUACAAAUAAAAAUGUAAUUUUUUUAUAAUAUCGUUGUUUAGUUACUGGAAAUGCUAACUUCCGAAUGCAACAAACAUCUUUCACUUUGCGCGGAUUUACCCAACCUCGUACCGCAAUGCCCAUAAUCGAAGAUUUGCAAAAUAAUGCAAAAGGGUUUACAUCUCGCUUUCUUUGGUACUUUCCCAAACCAGUAUUUUGUAAAUUGAAAGCAACAGUUCUUCAUGAUGACGAAAACGAUGAGGUUGAAAAAUUUGAGGAACAACUUGGUAAGUCAUAUCACAGAAAACUAAAGAAAAUUAAUACCAAAUACACACUCAUAUAACGUCAUCAUUACUCUUUUUCCUGCUGUUUUAGUGGAUUUUCUGGCAACGUUAUAUUUCGAAGGCGAAGCGUCAUACACCAUAGAGCAAGAUGAUAAGAUUACAAACGUUAUUGUCAAUCGGAAAAAAAUUCAUACUUUCAGAGGAAGCAGCAACAGAAUUUGA